AUGGAGGAGUUCCAGGACAUGUGGAAGCUCGUGUCGGGCCUCGGGAGCUCGCUGCGGACCGUGCUCUCGGCGGCCUUCCUGGUGGUGCUCGCGAUCUACGUGUUCGCCUGCAUCGGCGUCGAGCUGAUCACGAGAAACCAUACUCUGCUGCAGGAUCCAGAAACUGCGAGCGUGGUAGAACAGAAUUUCAGGACGGUGCAGCUAACGAUGCUCACGCUGUUCCGGUUCACCAAUGCGGACUCCAUUUCGUCUAUCUAUACGCCCCUUGUGAACAAGGCGUGGUAUUUGGCGUUCUAUUUCGGUGCCUUGUGGCUCACGGUCACUGUGUCGCUGAUGACAUCGGUGGCUGCUGUGAUUGUCGAUAAUGCCAUCGCGCGAGGUGGCCAGGACAGGGAUAUGAGGACGCAUUGCUUACGGAAGAAGUUGAAGGCCCUGACGCCCUGCAUCAACUCUGUGUUUUCGCAGUUGGACCUGGACGGGGAUGGCAUUCUGCAGUUGAGCGAGGUCAUGGCAGGAAUCGAGAGAUUCGAGGGUUUUGACACUUUGCCAGAGGACCUCAAAAAGCUACUGGUAUCAGACAACCUUGCCGACUUGUAUGAGUUUCUUGAUACGGAUGGGUCCGGCAAGGUUGAUCGAGAGGAGUUCUUCGAGGGAGUUUGUCAUUUGGCAUUCGAGAGCGUUCCAAUCGAAACUACCCGGACGUUGCAGCUCCUGCGAUCGCAGCACAGGGCUUUGGAACUGAUCAGAGACGUGACGUGCCUCCUGGGAAACCAGGCUGUGCUUGCAGCCGACCACCCGCAAGGAGCUGAAACCCUGAGUGUCAUGCUUGCUCCGAAGUUUCGGAUAAGACGGGAUGGAGCUUCCGUCGGGGCGGUGACCGCAAAGCCUCAAGUCUUCAGCAUUCCCUUGGAGUCGCCAUUAGAGAAGCCAUGCGCAAUGAACUCGGUCAUCUCCACUUCAGCAGACCCACAGCUAUGA
Molecule: messenger RNA, 978 nt
Organism: Prorocentrum cordatum
Lineage: Eukaryota; Dinophyceae; Prorocentrales; Prorocentraceae
Source: the annotation of a GenBank genome assembly